AUGGUGAAUUGGGACAGCACAAAGGAGCCAAUUGGCCGUGUGGGCCAAGGAGUAAUGCCUCCAGCCCUUGGCGAUCGCAUGGACAAAUUGGCAAAGCGCUCGUCUAGAGACAUCACGAUCGAUGAGAAUAUCAGCAUCCUCGACCCUCGACGAUUCACACCAACACUUCAUGCAAACCUCGUAUCCGAAAUCCUCUCCUUGCGAAGAGAUCAAGAUGAAAAGCUUCGCGUCAUCGAAAGCUUGGAGACAACUCUCCAUGCAACAAAGGAAGAGCAUAAAUCGCUCCAGCAAAAUUUCGCCACUGUUUCAAAGGAGAGCCGAUCCAUGCAGCGCCAAAUGUCGUUGCUAGAGGGAGGCACUUCGUCUGCGCUAGGAGAACUGGCCAGAGAACGUGACGAAGCUGUCGAUUCUACUUUUGAGACGAAGAAACGCCUUGACGCGGCGCAAAAGAAGAUCCGAACUCAGGAGGACGACUCCCAGCGUGUACAUGAUAUGUGGGAGAAGGAAAAGCUGAGUUGGGAAAACGAAAAACGAAACUACGAGCGCAAGCUCCAUGUUGCAGAGAGCCGUUUAAAGGGCGUCUUGGAAGAGGUUACUGCUUUUCAAACUGCCCAUGCAGAGGACCUGGAAGCACAGGCAGCACAAAAGCGCGAAAGAGAUGGAGAGGAGAAUAUAAAAGACGAUGGCGCCAGCAUCAGAACUAUGAGUUUGACAAACAGCCUUCGAUUUUCCGUUCUCAGCAGCCCAACCGGCCAACCGAUCGGAAACUCUCUUGCCGACGAACUUGGAUUCGAUGCAGACGACGAUGAGCACACUGAUGAUGCCCAUGACGAGCCGUUCUCCAGCCCUGAGCCUCAACCUACACCAAGCUUUCGAAACAGUUCCCCUGUUCGUCGCAACAUCCUACAGAGCAUCGAUAGCGCAGCACAGGCCAACAUGACACCCAAAGCCGAUGCUGUUGUCGAAGCCAGCAAGGACUUGCCUCGACCAAUUUAUGUGGAAACUGGAGUGCAAUACUCUCCUCCGUCAUCCCCAGUUCCAGCACACGAAAGGCUUGUAGAGCGGGACUCGGCUGUUAUGCGCCUUGUCAAGACACUUGAGUCUGGAAAUGCUUCACGUAACGAUGUCGACAUUGAAGCCAACCAGCGGCGCAAGAGAACACAGGUACACAGGAUUUCUAACCCUGGCAUGCCUUUGAUGACCUCCAGUGCAGCUCAAACCGCAACACUGCCACUUAGCCCGCCAUGGACACCAAAGCUUGAUGAAGAGGAGGCGGCGGCUGUUUUCUCUGGAUUCCCACCCAAGCUUGGUAUGGUUUCCAGCUGCACCCAGACUGAGCUUCCAAUUGUCCCAGUGGAAGUUGUUGUUUCUCCUCCUGCUCCAGCGCCAGCUGUUUCCGAAAUUGUGUCGCCAACCGCUAUGCCUAUCCCUUCCAUCAGUAUCCAACCUCCCACCAGCCGCCCGGCGAGCCCCAGAAUACCGCGACUACCUCAGCACUUUAAGGAUUUUGGUUGCCAAGUAAAUAUUUCCUACAAGGCACCAACGUCUGACAGCUCUGUUCAAACCGAAGGAAUCAAGGUCGACCAGAGACUUGCCAAGCUUCCACCACACCUGCAGCCUUCGUCCAUCACGUCUCGUCCCAGCUCACCAGUGGAAUCCAGACCUGGACCUGAAACCAACUUUACUCCAGUUCCCGGUAACCGUUUGCCCCUUCGCAUCCCCACACUUCGAGGCGAUGAGGCUUCGCAACUUAGUGGUGCUCUCAAGGACAGCCAUGCGGAUAUUUACCCCGGGAAUGACGACGGACCUCUCUCAGGUCUACAAGAAUCUGCUAUUCGUCGUCCGCGACGCAUUAGCAGCUUGUUUGCUGGCUUUGAAUCCGCCACCUCAGAUGAUGGCGAAGAGUUUGGUGAGGCAGAUGUCAGCGAUUCUGAAUACCGUACCGCCCUCUCUGCCCCAAGACCGUUUUCUCUUAACAAGAACACCCGCCGUCAGUCGUCGGCGACUGGAACUACCUCUCCUGAUGCAUCGAUCCAUCAACGCAUGUCAUCGAGGCCUUCCAAGCCAUACAACUCGAUUGACCUUGUCAACUCAUUUGGUAUAAUGGAAUUGGAUUCCCACCGAGACAGCAUGCUCGUCAACCAAAAGCAUAGUCGCAUGUCAAGCAGAACAUCGGAUAAGUCUUCGGCCAUGCUCUCCAGCCAUUCCAACUACACGGGCAUGCGGAAAGCUGCCAUGAUCAACAACCAGUACAAUAGAUCGCGCAGCCCCAGCUUGCCAGAGAACAAGAACCCUCCGUACCCAAUCCCUCAGCGUGACAGCUCCAAGCGCGUACCGAGCAACCCUUACACAUCUAGCGAUGGCCGCAGCAGCCCUAUCAGAGGAGAUGCCUGGGUAACACGAAGCAACUCUCGUGACCAGUACAGCGCUACCAAUGUUCGCCGAGUUCGCUCCGCUGCCGCCUUACCAAAGUCGCAAAGACAGCGACGCGCUCGCAGCCGGUCACCGCCACCACUGUCCGUUUCCACAGAGGCGCCCGAAAGCCCUGGCCUGCCGCCUCUGCCACAGAACGACCUCACUUCGUCGUACAGCAGGGAUCGCAGCGGCAGCUACUACCACCGCCACCGUGCUGAUUUGUCUACCAAUACUGCACACACUCAUCACACUUAUAACACUGAUCCCAUGUCGGUUUCGCAAGACAGCGGCUCACAGACUAGUGGUGUUGUGGAUGCUAUUGCGCAGACCAUGGUUGGCGAAUGGAUGUUCAAGUAUGUCCGCAAGAGAAAGUCCUUUAGCGUACCCGACAGCGUUGUCAAGGACGAUGCUGGCAACGACAGACACAAGCGAUGGGUUUGGUUGGCCCCCUAUGAGCGCUCUAUUCUUUGGAGCAGCCGACAGCCAUCUUCUGGCAGCGCAUUGAUGGGCAAGAGUGGCAGAAAGCUGACGAUUCAAUCGGUGUUGGAUGUCAAGGAUGACAACCCUGCUCCCAAAACAUCUGGCCCUAUUUUCAACCGAUCUAUCCUCAUCCUCACCCCCCAGAGAGCACUGAAGUUUACAGCAACCUCGGCAGAUAGACAUUAUGUCUGGCUGACAGCCCUGUCUUUCCUGGCCCAUUCGACGCAAGCCAUUCCUGAAAUCAUGGCCGCCCCUCAAGCACCCUUGCCUAUCCAGCAACAGCCACUGCCUGAGUUUGAGUUGCCUCAGUCCAAGGUCCGUAGGGGUGGCAUUAGAGACUCGAUUCGCAUUGCCAAGGGCCGCACGUCGACCAAGGGCCCCGGAAGCGCACCAAGCAUUCCCAGCGCACCAACAUCUCGUCGCGGCGAGGGUACUGCGUUCCCGAUCCCGAUGUCGUCGGGCACUGUCGCCAGCAUGCACUUCCGAGAAGACUCGCGAGAGGCAGCUGUACCGCCCAUGAUUGCUCGUUUCAGUGACCGCACGGGCCCUGUGUCAUCUCAUGGACGCAAGAGAAGCAACACGGGCGGCCAUGUGCCCCCUCCACUGUCCUUUAGAGGCUUCUCUGGCCCGGUUGGCAGCCCUGCGUUGACGGACAGCACAGCCAACAACAGCGUGGAAACUGGCGCAUCAGACAUGAACCAUUCUCAUGCGUCCAGCAACACAACCUGGGCAGGCGAAUCCCAGCGAACAUCCGAGGCGUCUUCCCGCCCCGGAAACUUCUUUGACGCUGUGGGCACAGUCCGCAUGGAGGCCUUUAUCAGCCCUCUGGCACCAUUCAAGGCCAGUGAGGAUGUCGACGAGCGAGACGAUAUGCGCCGUCGAGCCCGCCGAAGAAGCAAGGAGAUCCGCCGCCGCAACAGCCGCAGUCGCCAGCGAGACAACUACUCUCGCGGUGGCAGAGGCUAUGAUGACUACUACGGAGGAAGCCGGACAGCCGGCGAAGAAGAAUACUUUCGCGAGGAUCCUUUCAAGGGAUUCUAA
Messenger RNA from [Torrubiella] hemipterigena, 3936 nucleotides. The record is from the annotation of a GenBank genome assembly. NCBI's taxonomy places the organism in Eukaryota, Fungi, Ascomycota, Sordariomycetes, Hypocreales, Clavicipitaceae.